CCAACUGCUUCCCCUGUCCUGUGCUCCCUCUGCGAACAUUCUAUAAGAAUUAUAUAGGUCCUCAAUACCAGUUAAUCCUCAUCCCAUUAGACAAAUCCUGUGAGGGUACCCUAAGGGACCUCUGCCAGCUUCAAAACGGAUCAAGAGUCCCCAAAAGAGAGCAGCACCAAUAUAGCACAGGAUGCCGUAAACCCGCUUGAAAAAAGGUACCAGGAAUUCAGCUGCCACCUUCCCCAGGCAAUACCAUCUUCUGGCUCUGGAUGACCUACAAGCUUUAUGAGAACAGGCACAACAGUUGGCCCAUAUGCCAUAACCUGGCACGUAACUAGGUGAUGUUGACAGUAAAUUCUUAGAGCGGAGAGUCACAAAUGCUUAUGCUCCUGAGUGUGAGACUUAAAAAUUCAUUUAAUUUGUGGAACCAAAAGGAAGGCUUCCUUGCAAGAAUUUGAGGUCCUAGAAGCAGAAGCAGAAAAGAAUUCCACUCAGAAUCAGACACCAAUUGUCAAAAACUGUCACGAUGAAGCUGGUCGCAGCAGCAGUUUGCUUGAGCCUCCUUGUAGCUGGUCUGUGGGUGGGCCUCUCGUUGACAGCUAAGCCCGAUGAAGGAGGAGGCAAACCUGGAGGCAAACCUGGAGGUGGCAGUGGUGGGAAGCCUGGAGGCGGCAGUGGUGGGAAGCCUGGAGGUGGUGGUGGAGGAGGAGUAAGAGGAUGCUUUCCCCCACCACUGCCAAAAGAAGAAACGUCACUAUGCAGGAACCUUGAAGUUUUCUACACGGAGAUGGGCAACAUCAGCUGUAAAAUUGUUCCUCAGUGUAACCUAUACAGACAGAAGAUCAUGACCUGGCAGUCGCCGAUAGUCAAGUUCAACUCGGCUUUGGAUGGUGCACAGUACCUGCUAGUGAUGGUGGAUCCAGAUGCCCCCAGCAGGACUGACCCCAGGAUGAAAUACUGGAGACACUGGUUAGUGUCCAACAUCACGGGUGCUGACAUGAAAAGUGGGAAUAUUCGUGGCAAUGUGAUAACAGACUAUGCGCCUCCUACCCCACCUCCAACCACUGGUCUACACCGCUACCAGUUCUUCGUCUACCUUCAGGGAGACAGAACCAUUUCUAUCUCAGAAAACCAAGAGCGAGGUGCUUGGAAACUGGACAAAUUUCUGCAGCAAAAUGGGCUGACAGAUCCCGACUCAAGCACCCAGUUCAUGACUGAGUUUGAUGGGGAAAUUCCACCAUUUUUUGGUAGAAUUAAUGACGAAGAGGAAUUCAGUCAAAAUUAACUGUCCACUGAACUGAAACUUUUACCUUCCAGGUGUGUGCUCAUGUCAUGUAAUGCACUAUAGAUGAUCUGGUGAUGGAAUCUCCUCUUGGCAUCUUCCAAAUAAAAUAAAAAUAAAUAAAUAAAACAAAAAACAAAACAACAACAACCACAAAACAAAAAUAAACACUCACCCAGGACUUAGCAA
Messenger RNA from Mastomys coucha (southern multimammate mouse), 1462 nucleotides. RefSeq names its product phosphatidylethanolamine binding protein 4 (gene Pebp4). The coding region runs from base 518 to 1276 and encodes 252 amino acids. NCBI's taxonomy places the organism in Eukaryota, Metazoa, Chordata, Mammalia, Rodentia, Muridae. The transcript is spliced from 9 exons. The record is from RefSeq and is a predicted model, not a curated record.